ACGGGGCACGCUAAGGCAGGCGGCGUCCCAGCCAGGUUUGCUCGCUGGAGAGCCAGGGACGAUGGCGCAGAACUUGUAUGGCCCGCGAGUCCGGAUGGGCAACUGGAACGAGGACGUCUACCUGGAGGAGGAGCUCAUGAAAGACUUCUUGGAGAAGAGGGAUAAGGGACAGCUUCUCAUACAGAGAAACAGAAGACUAAAAGAGAAUCUUUUGAGACAGAUGCAGCUCUCCAUAUCUGAAGAUGGAUGCAUUCACUACGGCGACAAAGUGAUGCUUGUGAAUCCCGACCAUCCGGAGACAGAAACUGCUCUGUUUCUGGGCGGGGACCUGAGCCUGUGUGUGACUCCGGAUGAAGUUAAAGCCCAUCUGAGUGACGAGUUAGAGGUGCCCUGUGGCCUGAGCGCAGCUCCAGCCAUGGUCCCGGUCGGCAGAAACACUUUCAUCAUUUUGAGUGCAGACAGAGACGCCGUCGGUCAAGUUCUUAGAUACGGGCAGAACUUUUGCCUCGGGAUAACAGGAGGAUUUGAAGACAAAAUGUUAUAUUUAUCAAGUGACCACAGGACCCUACUGAAGUCGUCGAAGAGGUCUUGGCUCCAGGAAGUGUACCUGACAGACGAGGUCUCCUACCUGAGCUCCUGGCAGGCUGCCUUCCCCGACCCCCAGCUGCGCCUGGAAUACGAAGGCUUCCCGGUUCCGGCAAAUGCAAAAAUUCUCAUCAAUCACUGCCACACGAAUCGGGGGCUGGCGGCUCACCGGCAUCUUUUCUUAAGAACCUAUUUUGGAAAGGAAGCUGAGGUCGCGGCUCACACAUAUCUGGAUUCACACAGAGUUGAAAAGCCGAAGAACCACUGGAUGCUGGUGACUGGGGAUCCCAGGAAAGACUCCUCCACCAUGCUGGACCUGCCCACACCGUGGGCUGAGGACUCCCGAGCCCUAGAUCGGGCGGCAGACCCGGGGGCGCAGUGA
Molecule: messenger RNA, 967 nt
Organism: Ceratotherium simum simum (southern white rhinoceros)
Lineage: Eukaryota; Metazoa; Chordata; Mammalia; Perissodactyla; Rhinocerotidae
Gene: CFAP161
Product: cilia and flagella associated protein 161
Biological process (GO): cilium assembly
Cellular component (GO): motile cilium
Source: RefSeq, a predicted model, not a curated record